AUGGCUAAUAAUCAGGAACCGAAUAGCAACUUCGAUCCCAGCGCCACCCCCCGCCUUCGAUACCCGACCUUCCCUCCGUUAAGCCGCUCCGUCGAAGAGUGGCUGUCUCAAUCACGACUGACCAUGCCAACCCUCAACCAUCCACAACACGAACGUCCCUCUAGCGCGCUCAGCGAGAGCUGGGCCACUCUCAGUGUUUCGGACAUACACUCUGAAGAUGGAACGCGUUCCGAACAAACGGAUAUGGCUUCUCUCAUCGACCAGAAUGGUCCGGAUGAUGUAGCUAGUCUCGAUGGCCGAGAGAGCAGCAGUUAUGACGAAGAUGACGUCCACAACCUCAAUAGUGAGGAAGACGAUGACGUGAAUGAGGACGGAGAGAGUGCUAUGUCAGAUUCACAACAGCUCCCAUUGCCUCUAUUUGCUCGUGAACUCCCAUCAGUGGAGGACAGCAACCUCACAACCAAGCCCUUCAUGUUCCAGUCAUCCGACUCGAUCGAAUUUUUAGAGCCCGAAAAUUGGCCCGAGGUACAGCGGGUUCAGCUCAAGCACACAAUCAACAUUUUGAAUGAUGAGGAAACUGCUGUCUUGAAAAAUCAGCUUCCUAUGAAUCUAGAUGACUGCCAGCUGGCCAUCACUGUGCAGCAGACUAUGACCAAACAAGGCUUGGAUCUAGACAAACCUUUCCGCGUGCUCUACAUGGGUGACCCCGAGUUUCGUAACAUCAUCCUUGACAAGAUCGGCGACGUGCUGGUGUCGAGCUCUACCCGAAGCUUGGGAAGCAGCUCAACUGAGUCUUCUCGAUAUCAUGUGGUUCCUACCUCGUUUGGCGUUGGAGCCACACCAAAUUACGCAGAGCUUCUUCCUAUUCAUGUUCAGCUGAUCGUCGACGAGUGCAUCGGUGCUGUCUCAGAGUUUCACCGAACACCCAGUGGCACCGACAUUACGCUCAACUUCAAGAACCGCCCAUCUUGUUCAUCUGUGUGGACUGGAUCUGAGCAUCAAAUCCAUUCAGAGACUGAGUGGACCAUUCCAGAUCUUGCGAUAUUCCUUAUUUCGGAUCGGGAUGAUGAAGCCAAGAUGCGUGCUAGGCACCUCGCUCAGAGCUUCAUGAAGAUUCACGGCAUUCCCGCUUUGAUCAUUUCAGAAGAACCCCUCUGGAAGAAGCCUGGGCAGCAUCUCUUCCCCUUUGAUCAUCAGAGCUUACAUCUCUGUCUGGAGUCUCGCCGUGCUCUUACAGGGGAAGUUAUCGUUGUUGAACGCUACCCGAUUGAUGUCAAGACUUUUGAGUCAAUUACUCCCAGCCAGUUGAAUCGGCAUCUCGCGUCACUCUCAGAAUUGCGACCCAGAAAACAGUCUACCAGUUCAAUAACUCUACCACCGAAAUCUAUCGAGCCGAACCUAUUCUAUGAUGCGGAAAAGUAUCCUUCGUCGAGGUUUUUGUCUGCAUGCAACGGACGCGCUCAAGAGUUUGCGCCUUUACUACGCGUCUUGAUGCUAUCAAUUGUCCUCGCCAUUUCGGUGUCUCUUGGAUAUACUGCCUUUCGUACCGUGGCUACCUUCAUGUUACAGGUAAUCGGAGGAGCGGCUAUAUCUUCGUCGGCUGCUAGUGACGUUUCAAGCACGGUGACAACAACGACAACGAUAUUUCCAUCUGCCAACACCGGGCUGGCUUCGCUUUCACUCAAACCGCAUUCUACUGAUUUGAGUGAGCGAUUCGAGACGCUAUCCGUUUCAACUGUAGGCGAUUUCUCCGAUAUUUCAAAGCUACUUGAAGACCGACCAAACAAAAAUGACGGCUUCCAAUUCCAAGUCAUUGGGGACUGCCAUGUCAUAAUCAAACAACCCACAACAGCAAAGAAUGUUAGAUUCGAUGUGCGGGUGACACGGUCAAAUGUCUCAUUAUCUUACGAACUAGAAAAACUGUUUGAUGGUGUCUAUACUCUUAAGCUGAAUCGUGAGGAUGCAUAUGGACUUGUCAAUGUCACAGUCUCCACACGAUCUAAGCAGCCUCGCGAGGAGACCCUUGAGGUAGACUUUGGCACACCCUGGUUGAAGAUUGAGAAUUGGAAACGGGCGGCGCACGCUGUAUCAUCACAGAUCAGGAGGGACUUGGACAGCGCUCAGAUCGGUCUUUCAGAUAUCUAUACUCGUCUCUCCACAGACGUACAAUUAUGGGUGGGUGAUGCAGUCAAGAAAUCGCACAACAUUCGAAAGGAAGCAGAAUAUCUUCGCUACGAUACUGGACAGCUCAAGGCAAGCAUGGAAAAGAUCAUGAAACAGUCCAAAGAACUCAGCGAGCUGGUCUCUCGUAGCGCCGCACACCAAAUCGAUGCAGCUUCUGCAGCCUUGGAGAAGGUACAGAAACAUAGCAUCGCUAUGAACAAAGCCGCUCAUGGCUUUCUCGAAGAGACUUCUAGUUUCUUAGGAACUCGCUUGAGGGACAUCGACGGCCUGGUACACGAUGUCAUCCCUUCAGACAUCCUGUCACGCGCUCAAAAGUCUGCAAAGAAGCUUACGGCACACAACUUUUGGUCUCCACACCGACCUUGA
Molecule: messenger RNA, 2550 nt
Organism: Talaromyces amestolkiae
Lineage: Eukaryota; Fungi; Ascomycota; Eurotiomycetes; Eurotiales; Trichocomaceae
Exons: 1
Coding region: 1-2550 (849 amino acids)
Source: RefSeq, a predicted model, not a curated record